UUUAAUGGUGGUCGUUUAUAUAUUUAAGGUGAUUUAUUUAGAAAAUAUUUAUUUAUGAAAAGUAUUGGUUAUAUUUUAAAUUAAAUUAAAAUUGAUGGUAUAAGUUUCAUGUGAUCACUAUACUUGAACUAUUAUUCAUUUCCAUAAAAAAUAAGUGAUCGACCAUCACGUAUGGUAUGCCGUUCGCGCAGGAGGGUGACUUCUGAAAACCGGCAACGAAUACUUUUGUGUUUUUUUUUGUUUUAUUUGAUUACUGAACAAAACUCAUUAGUAGUUUUGAUGGCGUCUUUGUGAGUGAGUGUGGUGUAUCGAGCACUGAAUGUAUCAGUGUUCGAGUUCCUGUCUUUUUUACGCGUGGAAGUCAAUGGAUAUAUUUUAAGAGCAAUUGUAAUCGUGAGCGGCCAUCCCAAGAUGAUGGUGGAGACCAUCCUCGAGUCCUCACAGGACUUCGGCAUGUCGAAUGGUCCGCUGCCGCAAUGGAAGCGCGAGCUGCUGCAGAGACGUGCGGCGCGCUCUCGACCGCCUGCACCACCUGCCGCUCCUCCUCCGCAGCCACCACCUCCUCCGCCACCACCCGAAGACGACGAAGAGCUCAGUUACGGGCCCGGCAUCGUAAAGCGUCUAAAAUCGCGAUACCUCAGCCUAGCGCUGCGAGAAGCGCCUCGCCGGCGACCCUCCGUGCUACGAAGGGCCGCUUCGCUUGAGCACCUCCUGGAUGAGCGCCCGCCACCUGCCCCGCGUCCAUCUGCGCGUCCAGCCCGACCUGUGUCGCUCGCCGCUCCACCUCCCGCCUCGGUCCCAAUUCGCCGCGAUUCCGUCAAGCGCGCGCGGUCUGUGGACGCGCUCAGCCGUCUCGAUGAGCCUCCUCCUCAGGCGCCGCCCUCGCCGCUGCCUCGAGCCCCACGUCCGCCUCGUCGACCGGCUCCUCUGCUACGCGACACCGAGCGACCGCCACCCGAUGUUGUUCGUUCCACCCUUCGAAAGUUCGAGACGACACCUCCUAGGCGGUCUGCGCCCGCCGCCCGUGUAUCCGCCGUGGUGCGAGGUCUGGAGGCCCCACGUACCUCGACGCCAGAACCUCGCGCGCGAUCCCCGAGCCCGGCCGCCGCCGACCUCUCCGCCAUCGACGAACCCGAAGGCAAAACCCUUUCGCUCGAAACCAAACAGGUAUCGCAGGCGGCGUUAGAUGGAAUCGCACGCGCCGGUUCCACGGUGCGUUACUCGUUCGAAUCGCCAAAGUUGGGUUCUCAUCUGCCGCCAUUGGCGACCACGAACCCCGUUCUGCUAAAUCGUGUACGCCUAUCUGCAUCCCCGCGUAGAGUUGGUGUCAUUAAGCCUAUGCCGGCACCGUGUGCCGAUGUCGCGUCUCCACCACCGGAGCGAACUGCGGAUGUCGUAGAUGAGCUGCCACGCCUCGAGACUCCACCUCCGGAUGCGCCAGAAAUCCCGGCGGCGGCCAAGACUGAGCGAAAAGAUCCUCCACCAUCCGCCGUCGUCGAACCCAUUCCAAGAUCGCCUCCGGAAAAAACCGAAAUGGGACGAGAUCAGAGCGCAUCUCGCGAGCCGUCGCCGGAAGUUGAUCUGAAACUGGAGCCGCAAGUGAAAUUGGAGAGUCCAAUAAUUAGUGAGAAGCCUUUAAUGAACGGUCACGCAACUCCAGAAAGGAGCCUGAAGACGGCAGGUGUGGAGCGUGCUUGGACUGGAGCGAGCCCUGGAGGAGGAGCAGGCUCGCGACGGCUGCGGUCGGCGGUGCCGGCCUCGACGUCCGUGGUCUUCAACUUUUCACAUCGCAAGGAAGUACCCGACUACAUCGAAAAUGAUGGCAUCGUGCUGCGAGCUGCCAAGAGGAAUCGCUUUAAGGCGGGUGAGAGUGGUGUAGUCUUACUUAAGGGCGCUGAAGUACCUGCGGAGUCGGAUAGCGACGGUGAGGGAGAGAUUGACGGGGCGCGGUCCCCUUCGCCAUGUAGCGUACGGUUCGUUAACGACAACGUACUGAUCAAUGGACGAUCGUCGAUGCUAGCGCGCACGCCAUUGCAUCGCGAACGAGCUGCUAAGUUGAAGCUCCAAUUCGACGACUCACUGACGCGGACCUUUGAAUAUCCCUCCGAGAUUUCACUCUGCGAAGAUCAGCCCGCUCCUGCCGCUUCACCCGCUGCCACACCCGCUACCACACCCGCUCUAGCCACAAAUACUACAAUUGGUGGAGGCAGCGGCGGUCUAUCCAGAUACACGCCUAGUAAGACUGUCGCUGACACAUUCGAGCUGGGACUGUCAAGAACGCACCAAGCCCCGGAGGCUAGCGAUUGUAAAGUGACAAGCAACGGAGCGGAUGUGGAGGCGGGAGCGGAAGCGGAAGCGGCUGGAGAAAGUGGAGACGCGCGUCCCUGUGCCGCUGAUUCCGCUCGCUCCUGGUCUGAAUCGCGCACACACACCACUGAUUUACUUUUCUGAACACAAAUCUGAAUCUGAAUUCGCAAUUAUGUGUAGGUUGAAUUGAGGGUAUGAUUCAAUAUCGAGCUAAAGCUAAGUAAAGUGGGAAAUUUGACAAACGUGAGUCAUGCUUAGCGCCAAUCUUGAAUUACUCAUACCAACAGCGUACAAUACCCGAUGUUCGUGUACGUAGUAUUUAACUUGUUCAAAAAUGUACGCCGAGGUUCAAAUAUCAAAUAUUUCAGUAAAAAAGUAUGUACUAGGCGUGCGUUGGACCGGCGACGAGUCUUUAAUUGUGAUAUGACUCGUUCAAAAUCCAUCAAUUCGAAAACAUCACGUGAUGGUACGUACAUCGACUAGUUUUAAAAGUGAAUAUUUUUUAUAUCCUCGUUAUGAGAAACAUGCCGACUGUGAUACGUGAACCAUGAGAGUGGACACUCAAUUUGCAAAUCAAAAACUAUUUUUAAAGUAGCAUUUUGUACUCGUUUAUGUCCCUCAAUAUACGGGAAAUUAGUAUAGACAUAUAUCUGAAUUGCUCAAUGUAUCCGUGUAUCAGAUAAACCUCAUUAUUUAAGUAAAGGCAUCGCAUUUAUCAUCAGUCUUUAUCACUGCCAUGCAAUAAUUUCCUAUAAGCUAAACAAAGAGAUGUAAUAUGAAAUUGUACAUUGACCGAGUGAAAAUGUGAUUUAUUCAUUCCUAACCUCAUUCCGGAGAUAAAAUAUUUUGGAAAAUUUUACAAUAUUUUGUAGACCUGUAGCAUUUAAAUAGUCUGUGUGUAUUGAUGUGUAUAUAUUCGAUUGGACUAUUGCAUUAUAGUAUUCUGAAAAUUAAAAAUAUUGCUUUUUGAAUAUAUAUAAUCACAAUGCAUUUUGUGUGAAUUGUAGGGUUGAGCUCGCUUGUGGCUUAAGUGUGCAAAGUAUUUUUAAUAAGGACUAUGACAAAGUCGUAUCCCUAAUCAAAGAAGUAUGUUUAAUUUUUCUUCAGACAGUUUGUAGAAUAAUCAUUCCUUUAUUUUGCUUGUAUUACUUUGUGAUAAUUUGCAUUUUAUAUAAAUUAUGUUAUGUUCAAGUUCUCUAAAAUAUAAAUGAAUGUAAUGAAAUUAAAAACAAUCUUUGAAUGUCUUAUGGAAUGUGUAGAUUUAGAAAACUGUUCAUUAAGAAUGGUUUUGCAUCAUAUAGAUGCCGCUUUAGUUGAUAGUAAAUACUUAAGCAUAGAGAAUAGACUACAAGAACCGGCUAUCAAAUAAUUAAAAAUAAAAGAAUAGCGAAAAUCACUGUGGUUUCUUGUCGUAUUUAAUCUUAGAAGAAAAAUUAUGGUCUUUUCUCUAUGGCUAAGCACUAUUCGGGAAUGAGCUGACGACACGCUCUGAGAGUGUCAUAUUGUCUCUGUCCUACUCCCACGGGUGGGACGUACUUGCCAAUGCCUAGUUGUAUCUUAUGCGUAUAUGAUAUAUAAUAAUAAUGCAUUUAGUGAUAGCUUAGUUUUAUUUGGGUUUGCAACGGUCGUUUCUGUACGUGAAAGAAUUUAUUGUUGAAUGCUGGAAGCAAGAAAGUUAAAGCCAAAAGGAAACGCGUUUUAGAGACGGAUUAACUCGUAGCGCUUUAGUUAAGUUUGACUGUGCUCUAGUAUUUAAGGCUACAUGUACUGAUGCUAAACGGCAAUAAAAUCAAUUGUAUACAAAAA
Molecule: messenger RNA, 4113 nt
Organism: Pieris rapae (cabbage white)
Lineage: Eukaryota; Metazoa; Arthropoda; Insecta; Lepidoptera; Pieridae
Gene: bif
Product: serine/arginine repetitive matrix protein 1
Exons: 7
Coding region: 412-2451 (679 amino acids)
Biological process (GO): neuronal signal transduction; chemotaxis
Cellular component (GO): rough endoplasmic reticulum membrane; nuclear membrane
Molecular function (GO): microtubule binding
Source: RefSeq, a predicted model, not a curated record